Messenger RNA from Chelonoidis abingdonii (Abingdon island giant tortoise), 4347 nucleotides. The record is from RefSeq and is a predicted model, not a curated record. Lineage: Eukaryota; Metazoa; Chordata; Testudines; Testudinidae.
ACAGAUGUCUCAUUUCUCUUGUGAAGAUGAAGCUCUGUUACAGUCUAUGCUCAGACAAUUACUGCAGAGUGUGAAGGAAAAAAUCACAGGAGCACCAUCAGUGGAGUGUGCUGAAGAGAUUCUUUUACAUUUGGAAGAAACAGAUGAAAAUUUUCACAACUAUGAGUUUGUGAAAUACCUUAGACAAUACAUAUGUAGCACUCUGGGCUCUGUGAUUGAAGAAGAAACAGAAAAAUGUACCUCUGCUCAAAGUCAGGGUGAAGGAUCUGGUUAUGACACUCUUGUCCAACAUGUUACAAAGAAGACUCGGGAAUCAAAAGAGUACAGAGAAAUGAUGCAUUCCUUGAAGAAUGUCAUGAUGGUGGUGGUGGAAUCACUGAUUAACAAAUUUGAAGAAGAUCAGAUGCGUAAUAAGGAGAUGCAUAGGAAAACCAAGAAAGAGCAACAUAGUGCUUACCAUACAGACAACUGCUCUGAUAGUGACUCAUCAUACAAUCAGAGUUAUACAUUCUUGAAUCAAGAACAAUUACAGCUACUUGUGGAAAGGCUUGACCCUGCUCAACCUAAGGAGGUGCGCCAGGAAGCAAUGCAGACAUUGUGUUCUGCGCCUCCCUCUGAUGUACUAAACUGUGAGAGUUGGUCUAAUUUGCGUAAACAUCUGACAAUGUCUCUCUCGGAUCCUGAUUCUACAUUCAGUGACAAAAUUUUGAGGUUCUAUGCAAAGACCUUUUCAUCUUCUCCACUAAAUAUGACAAGGGAAGUAUAUACAAGCCUAGCGAAACACUUAGAAUUGUACUUUCUUUCUGGAGAAAAUUGUAUUCCUACUAUUUCAGAUGGUAUAGACAUAACUAACCCAGAAAUAAUUCGUUUACUUAAAAAGGUGCGUCUUCUAAAUGAGUACCAAAGAGAGGUUCCCUCUUUCUGGAUUCGUCAUCCAGAAAAGUAUAUGGAAGAAAUAGUUGAGAGUACCUUAUUGCUGUUGUCAGUAAAACGUGAGCAAAGACACCUUGUCUCUCCAAAACUUUUGGAUCCAGUCUACUUCUUGGCUCUGCUUGAUAUCAAAGCUGUGUGGUUUAAAAAAUGGAUGCAUGCAAAUUAUAGCAGAACAGUGGUACUAAGGCUCCUUGAAAAGAAAUAUAAAUCUCUGAUUAAUGCAUCUGUUCAACAGUGUGUUUACUACUUUGAAUCAUGUGAAUCAGCAGUUGAUGCAACUUCCAGAGUUAAUGUUUUGCCCCAGCAGUACAGCAGUAAAUCGAAAGCUACGGCUAUCUCUAAACAACAAGUUGCUUACCUAUAUUUAGAAAGUUCAUUUUGUUAUGAGGUUAAUAUAGUGCUUUAUUUUAUAGACUCCUUUUUUUCCUUUGUGAUUUUUGUAGAUUUCAUAUCCCUAACCGACCUGUUGGUACUAUUUAUUCGAUUUAUUUAUUGCUCUCCCACUUGCCCAAUGACAACUCUGACAGUGCACACAGGCAAUUAUUCUCCAGCAAUCCUUGUUACUGAGGUGCUGCAAAUUCUGUGUGACCGAACUGAAUGUGCUACUGACUGUUUAUAUACUAAUACAGUGAUAGAUGCACUUCUUCAUCCCAUUCAUAAUUUACUGAAUGGAACAGAGAUGUAUAUAAAUUGCCCUGAAACCUCUUUAAUACAUAUAGCUGAUAUUUUGGCAAGGAUUGCUGCUGUAGAAGAUGGCCUUUCUCUUCUCCUUUAUGGAGGAAACAUGAACACUGCCAAAAAGGAUAGUCUUACAGCAGCUCAUACAAUUGUUCAAUUUACAAAGAAACUCCUGGAUGAAAAUAUUUCUGUUUUGUCUGGAACCGAGAUGUUACCAGCCCUUAAAGGAGCUUUCAUUUUUGUAUGUCGUCAGAUGUAUGGUACCUGUGAAGGUCUGCAGGUGCUGAUUCCUUAUGGUUUGCAUGAAUCCAUUGCUGACGCUUGGAAGAAGGCUAGUUCACUUUCAGAAAGGAUUCCUACUCCUGUACCUGGAACAGACUCUAUUUCAUCAGGAAAUCAAGAGUCACAAAACAUUAUGGUAUGGGAAGAGACUUUAUUAGAUGAUUUAUUAAACUUUGCUGCCACUCCAAAAGGUCUUCUUCUGCUUCAGAAUACAGGAGCCCUCAAUGAAUGUGUAACCUUUAUGUUCAGCAGAUUUUCAAAAAAACUCCAGGUGAGUGGAUGUGAAAGGUUUGGUUAUGGAAUAAUGGUUACACAAAUGGCAGCGACAUCUCCAGGUGCAGUAGCUCUGCAGCGUUCAGGGUUUAUAAAAGCACUUAUAACUGAAUUAUGGGCUGUUCUGGAGUGUGGAAGAGAUGAUCUUAGAGUAACUCAUCCCAGUUCUACUCCAGUAGAUCCUAUUGACCGAAGCUGUCAGAAGUCUUUUCUAGCGGUGGUAAAUUUGCUAUCCUAUCCUGCUAUUUAUGAACUGAUAGGUGAUCAGGAGAUACCAAAUAAACCAGAAUAUUCUCUCCGUGAAGUUCCUACAAAUGUUGCUGAUGUAAUUGACAGACUUAUAAUUUUGAAUUCAGAUGCUAAAAUUCACUCCUUAUUCAACUAUGAACAAUCACACAUCUUUGGUCUGAGGUUGUUAAAUGUGCUGUGCUGUGAUCUAGAUACACUUCUACUUUUAGAGUCUCAAUAUAAACUAUCACAAGUGCUUCUAAAUGCCCAGAAGGAGAACAUCAUAGAAACUUCUGAAGGACCUGGAAAUGUUAUAAUUGAUGGUCUAUCGGUAGAGAGAAACCAUAUUCUUGUUAGGAUAAAUCUUACAGGAGGACCAGCGGAACGGAUUUUGCCUCAGAGAGUACUAAAUAAGGGCACUGAUCCAUAUCCCUGGUCAAUGUUUUCAUCAUACCCCUUGCCAAGGUGCUAUCUUUCAGAAGCUCCUAGGAAAGCUGAUUUUAGACAAGAUAGCGAUCUCAACAAGCUGUUGGCAUUCUUAAAAAAUCCAGAUAAACAGCUAGUGUGGCUUGAAAACUGUAGAAAACAGUUUUGCAAAAUCAUGAAAGCCAAACCUGAUGUCAUCAGUGGAACAAUUUUGGCAGAAUUAAUUGAAAAGUUUGUGUUGCAUCUUUCUGAAAACCCAUCAGAAUGUUACUUCAGCACUGGAGAAUAUGAAGCUGCAAAUGCAAAUGUGAAGAAUGAAAGCCUUUCAUCUGUGCAGCAACUUGGCAUUAAAAUGACAGUCAGGUAUGGUAAAUAUUUACAUUUGCUGAAAGAUGAUGCUGAAAAUGAUCUGUGCCUGGUGUUAAUGCACUGUGACAAAUUUCUGAAACAACAGCAAACAUCCAUGAAGUCCUCACUUCGUUGUCUGCAGGAAGGUUAUGCUGGCUAUGACUGGUUUGCAUCGUCUGUAUUUCUGAUAAUGUCAGGAGAGAGAGAGAAAACAUUAACAUUUCUUCAGCAAUUUUCCAGUCUUCUCCUCUCAGCAUUUCUCUGGCUGCGAAGACUGCAUGUUUCUGUACACCUACCUAUUGACACAGCAGAAUCUGGCAUUCACCCCAUCUAUUUUUGCAGUGCUCACUACAUUGAGAUGUUGCUGAAGGCUGAGUUGCCACUUGUCUUUUCAGCUUUCCACAUGUCUGGUUUCACUCCAUCACAGAUUUGUCAGCAGUGGCUAGCUCAGUGUUUCUGGAAUUACUUGGACUGGAGUGAGAUCUGUCACUACAUUGCUACAUGUAUUUUCCUUGGUCCUGAUUAUCAGAUCUAUAUGUGUAUAUCUGUGUUCAAACAUCUUCAGCAAGAUAUUCUGCAGCACACACAGACCCAAGAUCUACAGGUUUUUCUCAAAAUGAAAAUAAUUAAACAAAAUACUCUGCUUCCCAAUCAAUGUAACCAGUACAUUGGCAAGAUACCUGAAAAGACUAAGCAUCAGCAGGUGGACUCAACAACCAUCUCUACGUUCACCAAGGAAAUGAACUUCAAAGAAUCCCUGACCAUGGAAGAAAGACUGUACUCUGCUCCAGUAAAAAUCAGGCUUUUGAAAAGCACAGUACUUAAUUAAAAUACUUCAAGUAAAUCCCACAUAUUAUGGUAAAAAGAAUUAAUAAUUUUAAAAUAAUCAGGUUAAUUUUCACGCCAUCUAUCGCUGCCACAGCAUAUACUCCUGAACACACCAACAUAGCUGUUUUUGGCAGGCAAAUUGGUGGGCCAAGCUCAAAACUCUACCUACGUCUUGCCCCCGCUUGCAAAGGAAAGGGAUGUAGUGGCUAUGUUGAGUUUGCUUCCCCUUUUGUGCUGGCAAUACAAGAGGUAGCUGGUAUAGGAAAGUAAGCUCCCAAUGCCCAUGGUUCGCCAUUCCCGGCCAAUGGGAGCUGCGGGAAGUGGCGCAGGCAAGAAGCAAGAGGGACAGAC